Messenger RNA from Esox lucius (northern pike), 1813 nucleotides. RefSeq names its product testis expressed 264, ER-phagy receptor. The coding region runs from base 261 to 1178 and encodes 305 amino acids. The record is from RefSeq and is a predicted model, not a curated record. The transcript is spliced from 4 exons. Gene Ontology annotation, cellular component: endoplasmic reticulum membrane; nucleus; autophagosome membrane. Lineage: Eukaryota; Metazoa; Chordata; Actinopteri; Esociformes; Esocidae. Gene Ontology annotation, biological process: reticulophagy; protein-DNA covalent cross-linking repair.
CAAAUCACAGCGGUUGACGUGCUUGAAAUGUACGGAUAUCUGCAAUGAACACGGAAUUAACAAUACACCCCUUUUGUCACCAAAGAUGGUGCAUCCCAGGAAGUAAUUUUAAGUGUUGCUUGCUCUUUGAGGAAAUGAAUAUGCAAGUGUUUACCGACCAAUUGUCCCCUGUUAUUUGUGUGUUAAAGGACGUUUUAAUUGUGAAAGUAGUAAUGGCUUUUUCACUCCAGCACUAAUCGAUUCCCAUUAGCGACUCCGUCAUGUCAGAAUGUUUCAUUUUAUGUUUAAUUGUCUUGUUCAGUCUUUUUGUGACAGUUGUAGGGUACCUACUGUACUCAGGACUCCUGUCAGAAAUUAUCAUCCGGACUGGUUCGCCUCCAAUCAAGAACAUAACAGUCGCUUACAAGUUUAAACAAGGACCAUAUAAAAAGUCGGGACAACUUUUUACUGAGAGCUGUAGCAUUGGACCUGAGCUGUCCAGUAUUGGAGUGUUCUAUGAUGAUCCCAAAAAGGUGCCAGGGGAGAAUUGUCGCUGUGCCGUGGGAAGUAUUCUGAGCGAGGGUGAUGCUAGACCAAGUGAGGAGCUCCUACACCUCUAUGAGAAGUUUGGUUUCCGGGUCUUCAGCUUUCCAGAGGUCACCCACGUCGUUAGUGCAUCCUUUCCUCACAGGACACCCUUGUCCAUCCUCUUUGGGGUGCAGAAAGUGUACCCCCAAUUGGACACCUACAUCAAGGAGAGAAAGUUGUGUGCCCACCCAUUCCUGGAGAUCUACAAAGACAAUCGGAUCCACUACAUGAGUCCACUUGGUCGCCAGGGAGAUUUCUAUGUACCAGAGGUCCGCCAGGACCCAGACAGGAGGCGCCUGGGAGAGGACGACUCUGAGGAGGACAGGGAGACUGACAUCUCAGGUGCAGACUCCAACAGCGAGUGCAGUUCAGGGAGUGGUGUUCUAAUGUCAGUCAGCAGAGAGACCUCUCUAACCCCAUCCAUCGUUCCAUCCCUGCUCCGAAGACGCGGGGGAGAUGAGGACAGCAGAGGCAGGAGUUCCAGUGCCUCCUCCUUUGAGGAGUUGGACAUGGAACUCCCUGGUGGACAGGAGGAGGAGGAGGCGGAAGUGGACAAUUUUUCGAUCAACAAGCACUUAGAGAGGGGCAUUGUUGCCGGAGAAGAAGAGUGAGGCUGUGAAGUGAGGAAGAGUGAUGGAGCAGAAGAAAAGGACCACAUGACCACCUGAGGCAUUGGAGAGUUUUAAAGGGAAAUGGGGAUCAUCUUUCAUCGCCAAAUGUUGGCUGGCUGACAGAAAAUAACCUACUUGAAAUAAACAGUAAUGUGUCCGGGAACCUGAGUUCCUUGAAACCAAUGUUCAUGUUUUUAUGCACAUUGUAUACACUGAAUAAUUACUAAACUUUUCAGAACUUUUCAGGAAGCAUUCCAGAUUAAAAAAAAUUAUUUUGUUAAUUGGUUUUCCUUAGCAUGAUUACCAUAACUUGAAACUGACUAUGAUCAAUUCUUUUUUGGAUUUAAAAUGUUGUGGUUGUGUGUGAUUUUAUGGUGUAUGUAAAAGUGCUCAGUGUUUUUUCAUACUGUUAUUUUUGCCUGUCUUUUUAAUUGUUCUAAACAACUUGAGAUCUAUGAACUUGUAAGUUCUGUGUACAGAUUUGAAACUGGGUAGUUUCGGCUGAUACAGACGUUUGUGUGUAUAUUAGAAAAUAUACAGUACCAAGGGUAUGAUGCCAAAAAAGACGUUUACUGUUUAUCUUAGUAACAACUGUAAAAUAAAGCACCUGGGGGUUGUGGUAUAUGUCCAAAAUA